UCUAUUUCUGUAAAUGCACUGGGGUUAUCACCCCACUUAUGCUAACUCUCUCUCUCUCUCUCCUUUCCUCUCUCUCUUUAUCUAACGCCGUCACCCACUUCCACAAAAUCAUGGCUGACAGAAACAGCCGGUUAAGUGCUAAGAAGAAAGAGAAGAAGGUGGAAAACAAAACAAAUGAUGAGAAGGACAAAGAAAAAGACAAGGGGAAGGAGAAAAAUGUGAAAAAGCCAGACAAACCUGCGAAGAAGCCAGAGAAGACCCCUGAGCAGCCAAGCGUGGCUGAUGAAGAGAAGACUAAAGGGGAAAGUGGAGAGGCAACAGGAGCGGAAGCGGCAAACAGUGAAGAAAAUGGAGAGUUUCAGCCCAUAGAGCUGCCACCUUUUGAGAUUGUCACAGGGGAACAGAUGAGCCCGUUUUACUUCAAGUUUCAGUUCAGGAAUGUGGAGUACUCGUCAGGGAGGAACAAAACCCUUCUGUGCUAUAGAGUGGAUACAGCAGGAGGCAGCACAGAGCCUCUGAAAGGUUAUAUGGAGGAUGAACAUGCCACAGCUCAUGCUGAAGAGGCCUUCUUUCAACAGGUGCUCCCUAACUCUUCCCAGGAGUAUGAUGUUACAUGGUAUGUAUCAUCCAGUCCAUGCGCGGCUUGUGCAGCCAAGCUGGCCAGCAUCAUCCAGCAGCGCAAAAAGCUUCGCCUGUCCAUAUUCUGCUCCCGUCUCUUUGAGUGGGAGCAACCGGAGAUAGCAGAGGGGCUCCGGGCUCUGGCGAGCGCCGGCUGCAAACUGCGGAUGAUGAAGCCAUCUGACUUCCUGCAUGUUUGGGAGACGUAUGUGGAGAAGGAGGAUCAGAGUUUUUCACCCUGGGAGGAUUGUCAGGAGAACUACCAGUACUACGUGGAGAAACUGGCUGAUAUUCUCAAGUAGAUUGUUACAGGUGCACAAGCUCUCCCCACUGACUGAACCACCGGUUGAACAUGUGUUUGGUGCAUAUCAAUAUUAGUUUUAAUGAACACUCAUGGCAACAUUUUGUAUUUUUUUUUUUUUUAUUUUGAUAAAUAAGCUGUGGAGAGGACUAACUUCUAUCUACUGACAUCUGGUGUUUGCUCUAAGAAUUGAAACACUAAUUGAAAGAGAACUGAUAAAUUAUCCUGCAGAUCAUAUUAUGUGCAGUGCAUACAAUAACCGAAAGCUAACAGUGUAUAUGAUUGAUGCUAAUAAGUAAUGUUAAAUAGUGCCUUUGAAAGUCACUUCAUCUAUACAAUGUCAAUUAAAAAAUGUACAAUUACCACCA
Messenger RNA from Lates calcarifer (barramundi perch), 1287 nucleotides. It is a transcript of the gene apobec2b, whose product is annotated as apolipoprotein B mRNA editing enzyme, catalytic polypeptide-like 2b. Gene Ontology annotation, molecular function: RNA binding; cytidine deaminase activity. Bases 39 to 920 code for a protein of 293 amino acids. Lineage: Eukaryota; Metazoa; Chordata; Actinopteri; Centropomidae. Gene Ontology annotation, biological process: cytidine to uridine editing. The record is from RefSeq and is a predicted model, not a curated record. The transcript is spliced from 4 exons. Gene Ontology annotation, cellular component: cytoplasm; nucleus.